This is a messenger RNA of Rhineura floridana, 2694 nucleotides long. Its product is annotated as guanylate cyclase soluble subunit beta-2-like. Gene Ontology annotation, molecular function: guanylate cyclase activity; heme binding. Bases 217 to 2550 code for a protein of 777 amino acids. Gene Ontology annotation, cellular component: guanylate cyclase complex, soluble. Lineage: Eukaryota; Metazoa; Chordata; Lepidosauria; Squamata; Rhineuridae. The transcript is spliced from 16 exons. Gene Ontology annotation, biological process: response to oxygen levels; cGMP biosynthetic process. The record is from RefSeq and is a predicted model, not a curated record.
ACCCCGCCAAUCGUAGUUACGAGCUUCCGACCAGCUGCUGAUUCCUUCCAACGUCUCAUGGUUUCCAAGCUCUCUGUCUGCGGAAAAGAACUGGUCACGGAGUAAAAUCCCCGAACUACCUGGCGUCUCCGAGAACGGAGAAGAUAGCCAGAAGGAUCUUGACCUACGGGGAUAAAACGAUGUUGCACAAUUCGCGUGUUUGAGUCAUGCGCCAGAAUGUAUGGCUUCAUCAAUACAUGCCUGAAGUCUUUGGUGGUGGAAAAAUAUGGUGAAGAAAUAUGGGAGAAAUUAAGAGUCCAAACUGGAGUACAGGAUACCUUUUUGAAUUUUGAGGUUUACAGGGAUGAGAUCACAAUGCAGCUAAUUGACAAGGCAUGCAAAAUGCUAGACGUCCCCCCAGAUAUGGUCCUGAAACAAUUUGGAGAAUAUUUCUUUGAAUUCUGUAAGCGAUCAGGUUAUGACCAUAUGCUGAGAACUUUGGGAGGAAAUCUAUAUGAAUUUAUAGAGAACCUGGAUGCAUUGCAUAGCUACCUGAGUCUGUCUUACCAGGAAAUGAAUGCUCCUUCAUUUAGGGUUGAAAAGAAUGAAGAUGGGUCAAUGCAUUUACACUAUUACUCAGACAGACGAGGACUGUGCCAUAUUGUUCCAGGAAUCAUUGGUGCAGCAGCCUUGGAUUUUUUCAACAUUGAAAUUUCCAUGGAAAUAGUCAAUCAAUCGGAAGAAGAAGAAAGAACAGGGAAAAAAGAGCACAUUGUAUUUCUUGUGACCCAAAAACCUGUAUUUUCAUACAGAAGGAAAAACAAAUUCUCUUCCUCUCCACAAUGCCUUUCAAGUUCUGGAACACUGGUGGAAAAACAGCUGAAUAAAGAGGAUCUUGAAAGAGCCAUGAACAAGACCAGAGAGAAGAGAAACCUUCUUUCUACUUGUCCUGUCAAGAAAAGCCACUGGGAAACAAUUAGAGGAAUUGUGACAAUAGGAAAAGGACGACUUCUGAGAGGAUUUGACCCUAUCUAUCCUAAGACCCUCUGCAUAGACCCAAAGACUUUCUGCAAUGGGCUUCCUUUCCAUAUUGUUUUUGAUGAAGAGCUCAGAGUGAAGCAAGCCGGAGUCAGCAUUCAGAAGAUUGUGCCUGGCCUUCAAACUAUGGGCAUCCGCCUCAAUCAGUACUUCAGUAUUGUACGCCCUGAAGUGAAAUUCACCAUCUCCAGUGUUCAGAAAUUUAUCAACAGUCAAUUUGUUUUCCGGACCAAGCGAGAGAUGAUGCCAGAAUCCUGGAAGCAGCAUCCUAUGUUGGAGCUGAGAGGGCAGAUGAUUUGGAUGGAGUCUGUUCAGUGUAUGCUCUACCUUUGCUCCCCUCUCCUGCGCACGCUGCAUGAGCUGGAAGAGAGGCACAUGCACAUUGCAGACAUUGCUCCCCAUGAUGUCACCAGGGAUUUGAUCCUUCUCAACCAACAGCGGCUGGCUGAGAUGGAGCUUUCCAAUCAGCUCGAGAGGAAGAAAGAGGAGCUACGGAUUCUGUCAAAGCACCUGGAGGAAGAGAAGAAAAAGACAGAAACCCUUCUCUAUGCCAUGCUCCCAAAGCAUGUGGCCAACCAGCUCAAAGAAGGGAAACGAGUUGAGGCAGGAGAGUUUAAAGAGUGCACCAUAUUAUUCAGCGAUGUUGUAACUUUUACCAACAUUUGUGCCCAGUGUGAACCUAUUCAGAUUGUCCUCAUGUUAAAUGCAAUGUAUCUGCGAUUUGACCGGCUAACUACAGUGCAUGAUGUCUAUAAGGUGGAAACUAUAGGGGAUGCCUAUAUGGUGGUUGGGGGUGUUCCUGUGCCUGUAUCAACACAUGCUGAACGUGUUGCCAACUUUGCCCUGGGAAUGAUAAUAGCAGCAAAAGACAUAAAAAAUCCAGUCUCUGGGAAUCCUAUUCAAAUUAGAGUUGGGAUCCACACAGGGCCUGUGCUUGCUGGGGUUGUCGGAGAAAAAAUGCCACGUUAUUGCUUGUUUGGAGACACAGUGAAUAUAGCAUCCCGGAUGGAGAGCCAUGGAGUACCAAGCAAAAUUCAUCUGAGUGCCAGCGUUCAUCAGUGCCUAAAGGACAAGAAUUUUGAGAUGAUGGAAAGAGGAGAAAUUGAUGUGAAGGGCAAGGGGAAAAUGCACACAUACUUCCUGGUCCGGAAUACAAUGGCAACUGAGGAUGAGGUUCUGGGAAGGCCAACUAGGGACAGUGUUCCCAGCCAUGAAUCUGCUCAACUGUGUCAGGAGUGUAACACUGAAGCAUUCCAAAACUCAUAUCCACAAGAUGAGGCAUCAUUUCCUGUCAUAGCAAUGAAAUAUGCAGAUAGUCCCAUAGAAGCACACACCAGCAUGAAAGGAAGAAAUGAAUCAAGAACACAGGAUUUAGCAGGCAAACUGCAUGAUUCAGAGAGCAAUGUAAGUCUCCAUGGUGACCAGCAGUCAAGCAAAGAUCCUCAUCAUCUUACACAAGGAAGACGCAAGCCAGCAGCAGCAGAGGCACCGCGGAUCAGGAACACCAGAUCCAGUUUCUGCAAUCUCAUUUAAUAAGCUCCUGAAUCUUACAGCUGAAGAGUACAAGUGUAUUCUGUGAUGUAAUAUUUUGCUGUUACUCUCCCAGAGUCCUGACUGUGCAUACAGUUGUGUAGUACAUCAAUCUUGAUAUCACUGGUAGCAAUAAUGAAACAAAUU